Molecule: messenger RNA, 2421 nt
Organism: Alternaria atra
Lineage: Eukaryota; Fungi; Ascomycota; Dothideomycetes; Pleosporales; Pleosporaceae
Exons: 4
Coding region: 1-2421 (806 amino acids)
Biological process (GO): biotin biosynthetic process
Cellular component (GO): mitochondrion
Molecular function (GO): dethiobiotin synthase activity; pyridoxal phosphate binding; S-adenosyl-L-methionine:8-amino-7-oxononanoate transaminase activity
Source: RefSeq, a predicted model, not a curated record
AUGGCGAGGGUGCCAGGAGGAUUAUGGAAGAACACUGUUGCUGUGCAAGUUUACGGUGCUAACACAGGGGUUGGUAAGACAGUAUUUUCGACGCUCCUAGGUGCCCGCUUAAGCAGAUAUGGCGGGAGGAUAAAAGUACAAUACAUAAAGCCCGUAUCCACUGGUCCAGCUGAUGAAGCAGAUGACAGCUAUGUGCACAAGUACAGCGGCCAACGUGUUUCUACACUCUUCAAGUUCGAUAAAGCUGUAAGUCCGCAUGUUGCGGCAAGAGGAUCGGACCUCGUUCCUAGCGAUGAGCUCAUCAGCCAAACCGUUUUCAAGACGGUUCAACGAGAAGCCAAUGCAUUAGAGCGAGGAUUCAGAGGCUUCUCGAUCAUCGAGACGGCUGGCGGAGUCCUCAGUCCAGGACCUUCGGGUACACCGCAGGCGGACAUUUUCCGACCGUUACGGCUUCCCUCGGUGCUCGUGGGCGACCAUCGAUUGGGUGGUAUCUCCUCAACCAUAUCAGCCGCAGAAUCCUUGAUCAUACGAGGAUAUGAUAUCGAUGCUGUCAUAUGUUUUGAUGACCGGAGUGGGUACGAGAACGCACAGUACUUGAACAAGCACUUCAGGGAUAUGGGAAUAUCGGCCUUUACCUUACCCUGGAUUCCAAAUCUUCAGGGUGUUGGAGCAGGAACAAAGGAAGAGACGGAAAUCAUGCAAAAUUACUACUCGUCACAAAGCGAAGGAAAGACAAUAAGCAACGUUGCUGACUGGCUAAUGGACCGCCAUCGAACGCGAAUCUCCACUAUGGGAACUAUGCCGUACCGAACAGAGAGUAGUAUUUGGCAUCCCUUCACACAGCACAAGCAUCUAAAGAGUGCGGAAGAUGUUUUGGUAUUCGAUUCUGCGUAUGGGGAUUAUUUCCAGGUCAAGCACAAGGGUAAUGAAGAGGAGCCACACAUCGAGAAUCAAAUCCUGUAUCCAGCAUUUGACGGCUCCGCGUCAUGGUGGACGCAAGGUCUUGGACACGGAAAUCCUCGGUUGGCGCUAGAAGCAGCAUAUGCAGCAGGACGGUAUGGUCAUGUCAUGUUCGCCGGCGCCACACAUGAACCAGCUCUUACUCUAGCGGAGAAGAUCCUUUCAGGUUCAGGAAGAGGGACCCGUCUGAGAAAAGUGUUUUACACGGAUAACGGCAGUACAGCAACAGAAGUUGGUAUCAAAAUGGCGCUUCGUGCGUCCAGCAAGCGCUAUGGUUGGGAUAGCGCAAAAGAGUCCAUAGGUGUUCUCGGUCUCAAAGGCAGCUACCACGGAGACACAAUUGGUGCGAUGGAUGCUUCUGAACCAUGCGUCUUCAACGAGAAAGUCGAUUGGUACCGUGGUCGCGGCUUUUGGUUUGAUUACCCGACUUUCAAGCUCAAGAAUGGCCAAUGGCUAGUCGAGCCACCCGAGGGUAUGCAAGAAGAGCUAGGUCCGGCGCAGACUUUCGAGAACCAAGACGACAUAUUUGAUUUUGCCACCAGAGGCAGAUCGGCACAAUACGAGGCCUACAUAGAAAAAACGCUGAACGAGCUGGUGAAAAAGCAGGGCAAGAAAUUCGGUGCAUUGGUGUUGGAGCCCGUCGUUCUUGGGGCUGGGGGUAUGCUCUUCGUAGAUCCGCUUUUCCAGCAGAGCCUGGUGCGCGUCGUCCGUCGUUACGACUUUGCCGGCGGCUCCAAGACCACAGAUCCUCAGACUGAAGAUAAGGAUGCUUGGUCUGGUCUUCCCGUCAUGUUUGACGAGGUGUUCACAGGUUUAUACCGCUUGGGCCGCUUCUCUGCCGCCUCAUUCCUUGACGUCCAUCCUGACAUCAGUGUGAAUGCCAAGUUGCUCACAGGAGGUCUACUUCCACUUUCCAUCACAUCCGCGAGCCAAUCUAUCUUCGAAGCUUUCUGGGGCGACGAGAAGUCGGAAGCUCUCCUCCAUGGACAUAGCUACACCGCUCAUGCGGUGGGAUGCCAUGUCGCAAACACGAGUCUGGACAUCAUGAAGAAGCUAAACUUUGGCGAGGAGCAGAACUUGGAGUCGGGCGGAUCCAGUCUUCCAUGUCCACCCAGGAAGACUAUCAAGAUGGGAAGCCGUAGCAGCCAUGUGUGGAGUAUGUGGUCCGAGUCUUUUGUGGAAAGCGUAUCAAAUCAUGAAAAGGUCGAGUAUGUGAACGCCCUGGGCUCUGUUCUGGCCGUAUCACUUGUUGACAAAGGCGGCUCUGGUUACACUUCCUCGGCAGCGGUUGGCCUUCGCGAUGCUUUACUUCACGAUGUCUCUGAAUCGCAGGUACAGAUUCAUUCACGCAUCCUGGGUAAUGUCAUCUAUCUCAUGGCGAGCAUGACUGCGACACGGGCUCAACUCGACCCGAUUGAGGCAGCGUUCAAGGAGAAACUGAAUCUUGUUACGAAGUUGUAA